GUUGAACCGAUCAUCUGUGGUUGCACUGUGGCCCACCUACCACAGACCUGCAACAGCAUAUGCAUGUCUACAGUAUUGGCCUUUGUUGUAACUGCCCUAUUCGCAACGGUCGGCUCGUCUUCUAGCCAGACGUUCUACAGUUUUAGCUUUCCGACGUUGUACUCUUAAACCUGACGAUCUUCCCGCGCAUUGAUCGGACCCUCUUGUUCGUGCUCUUUCAUAAAGGACAAACCGGCACCCUAGGCAAGAUCGCAGCCUUUCGGCCCUCUUUCAUCGGUAUACCUGCAGAUCUUACCCUCCUUCGAAGCACGACGAUCACCGUCAACAUGCCUGCGUGGACAGAAGGCUUCGAGAAGCAUAUGAAGAGGCAAGGGCCUGCCCCUCCGCCCAUGCCAACGCCUGAGGAGAUUGCAUUUACCAAUGCCCCCGCCAUUAUCGCCCAAGUCACGCCCUUUUUCGCCGUCGCUGCCACAGUUGUUCUCCUACGAUGCUACGUCCGCUUGUUUCAUCUGAAGGUCUUUGGCAUCGAUGACUAUGUCAUGGUCUUCGCGAUGUUGUUGGCGGCUGGAACAUACGCUUGCUUCAUCAUUGAAUGCCAUUAUGGACUCGGAAAGCACUUCAUGGUCAUGCUUCUCAUGAAUCCAGCGUCAUAUACCAUGUUUGCCAAAGUACUUUACGUCCACUCCAUCCUAGUCAUGGUCGCGAUAUCGGCCGUCAAAGUCUCCAUUGCGUUCUUCUUAGUACGACUAUCGACUCGGGCCGGUCUUUACACUCGAUUUAUAUAUGGCGUGGUUGGAUUCAUCAUACUCAUGACUAUAGCAUGCAUGAUGACCCUUAUUUUCCAAUGCUUCCCUGUUGAAGCUGCUUGGGAUUCGAGUUUACGACCGCCUCCCAUGGGCACCGGUACGGCCAAGUGCUACAACAUGACCAUCUUCCGCAACUUAGGUCUUAUGAACAGCUCCUUUAACAUUGUUACUGACGUGCUGUUUGCAACACUCCCAAUUCCCCUCAUCUGGCAACUUCAACUAAACAGACGAACAAAGAUCUCACUUGUUGCAGUGUUGUCUCUUGGUUGGUUCGCAUGUGCCGCUGGCAUUAUCAAAGCUGUGCAACAAUGGCAUGUCCUCGAAGAUCCCGACUGGACGGUGAACGACUCUUUCAAUAUUUGGAACUUCAUCGAGCUUACGAUCGGUAUCAUUGCCGCAUCUCUGCCGUCUCUCAAGCCAUUGUUCAACUGGUUCCUCGACGGAGUGCGAGCCAUCACUUCCGGUGGACGUUCUAAGGGCUCGGGCUACAAGAUGUCAGGAUAUAAGGGAGCAAAUUCACUCGGUUAUCACAAGACAGAAGAGGUUUCCAAUAAGAGCAUUGCCUUGAACAGCAUCACGACUAAAGGGGAUACAACGCCAAAGAGUCCUUACAAUGUCAGGAUCACAACAAAUGCAACGGGACUGGCAGAUAAAGAGGCUUGGGAUAUGGUGCGCGCCAAUUCGGGCAGUGACGAGUCGAUUCUUCCUCUACAACACCCAGAUGCUGGUGCACACGGCAUCGUCAUAACAAGAGACGUUCGGAUUUCAUGAACACAUGUACUCAUUUGCAACCUGUACCACAUUCAUCAAAAGGAAAAUCGGUGUUUGGAGUUGCGUUAAUGCUGGGUCUUGGUGUGCGAUCAACCACAUACUAUUGUAUUGCUGUCUCAAUCACGGACCGGAUACCCCUUCGCGUGCAUAUAAAUUUUAGAACUUCAUGAUCCCUUCAACAUUCAAUCC
Messenger RNA from Aaosphaeria arxii CBS 175.79, 1766 nucleotides. RefSeq lists its product as uncharacterized. Bases 327 to 1577 code for a protein of 416 amino acids. Lineage: Eukaryota; Fungi; Ascomycota; Dothideomycetes; Pleosporales. The record is from RefSeq and is a predicted model, not a curated record. The transcript has 3 exons.